GUCGGCUUCCCCACGGUCAAGACUUUGUCCCUAGAAGGCGCAAGUACUAUGCAUGUGAUGAACUGUGUGUCCCUGGUCAGCGAUAAGGAAAAUGGGCACGUGGCCUCGGCGGCUGGACUCAUGAUCGGGCAGUCGCCACCCCCGCCGCCGCCCCCUUCAACUCCACCAUGUGCGUUUCCGGGGGCAGGGCUGCCCCCCUCUCCUGCUCCUCCCCCCCCACCUCCACUUCCUGGGGGGCCCACCCUCCCCCCGCCGCCUCCGGGACUGCCCCCGGCUUCUCACAUGAACGGCUACAGCCACCUGGGCAAGAAAAAGCGCCUGAGAAGCUUCUUUUGGAAAACCAUUCCCGAGGAUCAAGUUCGCGGCAAAACCAACAUCUGGACCUUGGCGGCCAGGAAGCAGCACCACUACCAGAUCGACGCGAAGACCAUCGAGGAGCUCUUCGGGCAGCAGGAGGAGCCCUGCAAGCCUGCCCUUCCCAGGCGAGGCGGGACUUUGCAGUCGUCCUUCAGGGAGGCGCGACAAGAGAUUACCAUCUUGGAUGCAAAACGGAGCAUGAACAUUGGAAUAUUUCUUAAGCAAUUUAAGAAGUCUCCCCAGUCCAUCGUAGAAGAUAUUCAUCAAGGAAAGAGUGAGCAUUAUGGAUCAGAGAACUUGCGAGAAAUUCUUAAGCUUUUGCCAGAGUCAGAGGAGAUAAAGAAAUUAAAAUCUUUCACUGGAGAUGUGUCCAAGCUGUCACUGGCAGACUCCUUUCUGCACAGCUUAAUUCAGGUGCCAAACUACUCACUUCGGAUUGAAGCCAUGGUGCUCAAGAAGGAAUUUCUACCUUCCUCUUUGGCUCUACACACAGAUAUAACAGUCCUGAAAAAGGCUACACAAGAGCUGAUGUCUUGUGAAGAGCUACAUUCAAUAUUACAUUUGGUGCUACAGGCGGGGAAUAUCAUGAAUGCAGGAGGGUAUGCUGGCAAUGCAGUAGGAUUUAAACUGUCUUCUUUGCUCAAAUUGGCAGACACAAAAGCAAACAAACCUGGGAUGAAUCUUCUGCACUUUGUAGCACAGGAAGCUCAGAAGAAAGAUGUCACUCUUCUGAAGUUUUCUGAAAAGUUAUAUUACGUGCAGGAGGCUUCUAGGUUGUCUCUGGACAGCACGGAGGCGGAGCUGCACUCGCUGUCUGCCAGGACGAGGUCUCUGGAGGAGAACAUCCAGUGGGACAGUGAGCUGUGUCAGCAGAUGAAAGGGUUCCUGAAGUGUGCCACGGAAAAGCUGAGGGACUUGGAGUACUUGAAACAUGAGCUCCGGGACGAGGCCCACACCCUGAUAGACUUUUUCUGCGAAGACAAAGAAACCAUGAAACUGGACGAAUGCCUUCAGAUAUUUAGGGACUUCUGUGUCAAGUUCAACAAAGCGGUUAAGGACAACCUCGAGCGGGAGGCGCAGGAGCAGAGGCAGCAGCGGCGGCUGAAGGAGCUGGAGCAGAAGCGGCGGUCCUGGGCGGCGGGGGAGCUGGGCGGGUUCGGCAGGAGCAACAGCGAGAACGACAUGGAGCUGCUGAGCCAGAAGGGCGCAGAGGACCUGCCCCCCUUCCUGCACACCGGGCCCGUCAGCCCCUCCCACCGGCCCCCCAACACCCGCCGCUCCCGCCUCUCCCUGGCCACCGCUGCCGACCGGGAGCUGCUGACCUUCCUGGAGGGCUCCACGGGCAGCCCCGAGCCGCUCAGCCAGCGCAGCAGCUUGCCGGGCAGCAGCCCGCUCCAGGCCCAGCCCAUGGCAGCCUGGACGGAGCCUGGAGGCCGGAGGGACGCAGCCUGGCUGCAGGCGCAAAGCCGUCAGGCCCCGCAGAGCCAGGAGGACGCCGCCCGCCCGCCGCCCGCCUGGAGGAGGCCCUUCCCGGCGCCCUGGCCUAGGGACCCUGCCUCUGCGGACCCCGGGGCCGGCCGGGGAGGGGUCAGUGUCCUGCGAAAGAGGAACAGUGAGCCUGUGGGCCUGGGCCCGGCUUGGUCCCCUCCACUCUCGCCGUUGGCUCUGGGGGUUAGGGAGCACGAGCUGGUCACCGGGCUGGCCCAGUUCGAGCUCCAGAGCCCCAGGCAGCCCGAGGGGACAGUGCAGCUGACCCUGAAUGAGGUCCACCCAGUGCAGCUGGCACCUCCGGAGGACAGGAGUUUGCAGUCUCCAGCGGUCAGCAAGGGCAGCCCGGUGCCUGUGGACAGGGGUGCCCAGGGGCGUCUCUCGGCCCUGGAGGAGGACGGGGCUGCCCUGGAGCCCAGCAGCGCGGCCCCAGCGCCCGUGGGCAGCAGUGACCCUCCGAAGGAAGACCCGGGACGUCUGCUCGACAUCUCCGACACCACCGGCUGCUCUCUGACCGUGGACUGCGCAGAGGGCGCCAGCCGCAGGCCCGAGGGAGGGCAGCCCGGAGCGGGCGACGAGGGGGACGGCUCUGUGUCUUCUGGGGCUGGGGAGCCGGGGAACAGCCAGGUUUCCACCCCCAGCCCCACGGGUGCGGCCCCUGCUGCUGUGGCCGGGAAAAGCGGGCCGAACCCCAAGGCUGGCCUUCCCAGGGACAGGCUGGGCAAGGGGAAGGAGGUGGUUGCAGCAAAGAGAAACUCCCUCAAAGAGGCUCCCCUUGGCGCCCCCAAGCCCGGGGGUGCCCGGCGCAGCCCGGGGGCAGCUGGGUCCAAGCCCGUGCGGACCCUGACCUCUUCGGAGAGCGAGAGCAUGCGCAAGGUGGUGCCCAUCUCCAGGUCCAGCCGGGGCUCGGGGGGCUGGAAGCGGCCCCCACGGGAGCCCCCCAGCAGCACAGAGGCGCCGUGGUUGCGCCGGAGCUCCGUGAAGGGGACCGCGGACACGUCGCCCCGGAGGCCCUCCACGGGGACGGAGGAGCAGCGGCUGCCGCGGGCCAGCGGAUCGGUCAGCGCCCGGCCCGGGAAGGAGCCCUCGCUGCCACACCGGGGCUCUUUCAAGAAGCCCAGCGCCAAGCCCCUCAGAAACGUCCCCAGGCAGAAGCCCGAAGAGAUCAAGAUCGGCCGCCCCAACUCCCAGGGCCCCGACAGCCCCGACGAUGACGAGCUGCAGCCCCCUCCGGUCCCCGUCACCCCCCGGGCCCCACCCCCUGUCCCAAGCUUUGCCCGAAACACUGUCGCCUCCUCCUCUCGGCUCAUGAAAACGGACCCUCCCCCCGUGGGCAGACCCAUCACUAGGACAGUCUCCCAGCGGCAGCUGAGGGUGAAGGGUGUCCCCGAAGACACCACCAGCAAAGACAGCAGUGCCCUGCGGCGGGCCAGCAGCGCCCGGGCCCCCCAGAAGAGCCCAGUGCCUGCGGAGUCAGGGCCCCGGGUCAACACAGAAGCCGCGCUGAAGGGCCGAGGCCCUGGGGACAGGGCGUCGCUCAGGCCGAAAGACUCCAGCAGGACCACGCUGGGGAAAAUCCUCAACCCCUUGCGGAAGUGACGGGGUCUGCCCUGUCACCCUUCCUGGGGUCCAGAUGGGGAGCCUGGCUGCUGCAGAGGCCGACACCCCGCGCCCCACCUGGACGGCUGGCGAGGCCGGUGUCACUGAAGCUCCAGCCCGGGUCCUCCUGCUGCGCCAACUCCCACUGUGAACCCCAACCUCAGUGACUACUGUGAUGGGCUGGCACCCCACCACCCGCUCGCCCCCAGAGACCCGCUGACUCAGACACCUAAGGGGACCUUCUCAUGAAACGAGUAGAAAAAGAUGCCUGGCCAGUUUUUUGUAUAUCAAAGACUUAUUUUUUUAUUAUAAA
Messenger RNA from Condylura cristata (star-nosed mole), 3757 nucleotides. It is a transcript of the gene FHDC1, whose product is annotated as FH2 domain containing 1. The transcript has 11 exons. The record is from RefSeq and is a predicted model, not a curated record. Lineage: Eukaryota; Metazoa; Chordata; Mammalia; Eulipotyphla; Talpidae. The coding region runs from base 49 to 3444 and encodes 1131 amino acids.